UGACCCAUCUCUGUGUCCCUAGCAAUGCUGAGCAUAAGGCAGCCUGGGGAGGCAUUUGCUGAACGGCUGCAAACCACAGACGAAACACCUCCAGCUUUGAGCUGGGGCUCCACCCCUCUUUCUCCUCCCAUCUCUGACUUCACACCACCUCCCCUCCAGAGUCUUCACUGCCCACUGCGACUUCAUGAAGUUGGCCUGGGAAAGGCAAUCAGGUGGUCACCCACGGCUACCAGGCCUUUUGUGUCCACCGUGACUUCCUGGACCAUAGGCCAUUUUGCAGCCACCCUGCCUUCUCCACCUGCGAGAGCCCGGAAGCCCAGCGUGUCUCCGGCGUCCGUGGGACCCUCGAUGCCCGCAGCGUCUCCCAAUCCUCCUGCCUCCUUGAAGACCACCAAAUCGGCAAUGCCCAACAGCCCCUCUGUGUCCACCAAACCUGUGACCGCCCCUAACUCGGUCACGAGCCCAAGCAUUUCCGAAUCUCCCAAAUGGGCAAGUACAAAGGCAGCCCCUUCUAACCAGCCCAGCAACAAGUCCCGAGCCCACGGCACGGCCCGAACGCCUAGCAAAGCUAGCACUGACAUCAGGACCAGCAAAGCCAGCAAGGCCAGCAGGGUAAGACGCCCCCGGCGCAGAGGCACCCACAGCCGAGGCAGAACUCCUGGCAGAAGGGGAAGCCACAGCUCCAAGAGGUCAGCCAACAGGGCCAGCACUCCCAGCAGGAUAAGAACUAAUGGUGCCAGACCAGGUAUGCCCAGCAGGGUGAGAACUCCUACUUCCCAGCGAAAACAGAGUUGGAGAAAGAGUUACAGCCAGCUGAGAACCAACAACCGGGAAAGGAGUGACAGCCAGCCUAGAAAUGUGAGCAGAAAGAGGAGCUACAGCCUCCCAGGAGCCUUGGAUAUGGGGAAGAGCUCCAGCCUGGCUGGAACCCCCAGUAGGGCAAAGACAGGUACUUCUUCUAGAACUCCCUUCGAGGAGAAAGGUCACUGCCCGUCUCCAGCAUCAUCGAGGAGGGUGAAGAGUUAUAGUCAGAAGAUCACCCCCAGCAAGGGAUGGAGUUACAGCCCUACUGAAGUGUUCAGCAGGGCCGAGAGUUACAACCAAGGUAGUGCACCCAGCAGGCCCCAAAGUCACAGCCAGUCUAGCACCCCCAGCCAGCCCCGAAGUCGCAGCUGGUCUAGAAUGCCUAGAAGGGCAAGAAGUCGCAGUAGGGAGAGGGCCCACAGCAGGGUGAGAGGUCACAGCUGGAAGAGAAAUCAUAGCAGGGCAAGAAGUCGUACCCGGAAGGGAACUCCCAGUCAGAUGGGAAGACACAGCCACUCUAGAAUCUGCAGCAAGGGGAAAACUUAUAACCAAUUUAGAACCCCCAAAAGGGAAAGAUGUUACAGCCAGUCUAGAAGCCCCAGCACAGAGAGAGGUCACAGACGAUCUAGAACCCACAGCAAGGAGAGAGGUCGCAGACGGUCUAGAAGCCCCAGCAAGGAGAGAGUCCACAGCCGAUCUAGAACACCCAGUAAGGAGAGAGGUUGCACCCUGUCCAGAACCCCCAGUAAGGAGAGCGGUCGCAGCCACUCCAGAACCCCCAGCACGGAGAGAGAUUACAGCCAAACUAGAAUCUCCAGCAAGGAAAGAGAUCACAGCCACUUCAGAACCUCCAGCAAGGAAAGAAAUCACAGCCAAUCUAGAACCCUCAGAAAAGAGAAAGAUCACAGCCAAUCUAGAACCUCCAGUGAGGAGAGAGAUCACAGCCAAACUAGAACCUCCAGCAAGGAAAGAUAUUACAGUCGAUCCAGAACCCCCAGAAAAGAGAGUGCUCUCAGACGAUCUCCAACCUCCAGCAAGGGGAGAGAUCUCAGCCAAACUAGAACUUCUAGCAAGGAGAACGAUUACAGCCCAUCUAGAACUCCCAGAAAGAAGAGAGACCACAGCCGAUCCAGAACUUCCAGCAAAGAAAGUGAUCACAAGGAGAGCAAUCCCAGCCAAUCUAUAACCCCCUGAAGUCUCAGCAGGAAGGGAUCCCCUAGCAGGGCACAGAGUCCUAAUCAGAACAGAAAACCUAGCGAGAUAAGGAGCCACUCCCCGUCAAGAUUUCUCAGCGGAGCCCCGAUCCCAAACCAGGAAGAUAGUCAAGCCAACACCACCACCUCGAAGGCCAUCUCACCUGGAGAGAGGUCCUCAUCGUCUUCCUCCAGGCUGGCGUAGCCCCCAGUCUCAGCUGGCUCACGGGUUUCUGUCAUGGC
Delphinapterus leucas (beluga whale) is the source of this 2240-nucleotide messenger RNA. NCBI's taxonomy places the organism in Eukaryota, Metazoa, Chordata, Mammalia, Artiodactyla, Monodontidae. The record is from RefSeq and is a predicted model, not a curated record.